CGUCAUGACGGCCUGCCUCGUCGGCGCAUACACUUGAUAUGCACAGCAUCAACAACAGCAGCAGCAGGACAACAGCAACCACUCCGAGCAGCUAUCUCGCCACCGACACACCCGUCACCACGCCCACACUCAUGGACGGCGACUUCCGCAGUGGCUCGGUCGCUGACUCGACAGGUACAGGGGAGACCCUGGACGUCGCACGCCUGCCCUCGCUCCCCAUACCGCUCACGGCCGCCUCUCCCAAGUCCACCAAUGAGGCGUCAUCGAGUCUCAAUGCUCCUCAUGGCCUUUCCCCCGCUGAGCCACCCAAGGGCCGUCGUGGCGCCGUUCUACAGCACGAAGGAUGCACGACACCCGUGGCCGCCUCACACACGCGCAACGACACCAUGCACACGAGCCGGUCGCUGCCAAGCCCUGCGGUCGGCGCUCUUCGCCCCCUGCCCGGCGAGUCGGCCCAGCUUCCUGUCGUCACUGCGAAGCUGCCUGAGCCCCGAGCGGACGCCCCUCCAGCGGUCGCCACACCAACAUGGCACCACCGAUGGCAUCACCAAUCGCGGCCUCUCCCUCUGCCUGCCGCUGUUCUUCCCCUCCAUGAGCAACGAGUCGGUCUCCACACAGACGGGCGACAGCGACGCAUUGAGCCCCGAGGGACGGUCGAGGUUCGCCCGCAGCACCAACCCCAAGCCCGUCCGGCUGCAAGACGAGAUGCGCCUGCUGGUGGCCAUGAACAAGCGCAAGGCGGGGCAGACAGCCGAGGGGCUGCAAAACGUCUAUGGAGCGGCCGUGUUGCCCUUCCCCACGUGUGUGGAGUCGUCUUCGGUCGACCGGCUGUGUCGCGUGGCGGCACAGACAGAGAGAUGCAAGGAGGGGUCGGCCACGCCGGGGAGAUGACAUGUUUCUCAGGAUCGGGGUGGGAUGAGUCACUGUGCGUGCAGAUGCGUACAUACGUCGACUGACUCAUACAUGCAUUCCGCUGUGCAUGUCCAAAUGACUUGCGUGUGCGUUCUCCAUUUGUCAGCAGCAGAUACAGGUAAGUACUUACUGGCGAUGAGAUGCAGUACUACUAGGUAGGUGAGAUGAUUGUGCACUUACAAUCACCUACCUGAACUCACAUGUAGGCAGUCUGGUAGGCAGACAGGUUUUCUCUUUCUCUAUCGCCAUCCACACCUGGCAGGCAUCCAUCCAUCCAUCCAUCUGCUUCGUACGAUUAGCUGGGACACUGCAGUGACGGCUCGCCGUUCGGAUUGAAUUUGUCCCUGCUGUACUAGCUACCUGCUGUACUUGCUGGCCCGCAUGCCAAGUACAGCUGUGCUGGCAUGCACAUCUGCUUCAUUUUGAGUACGAUCAUAUCUGCGGG
Messenger RNA from Vitrella brassicaformis, 1357 nucleotides. NCBI's taxonomy places the organism in Eukaryota, Vitrellaceae. The record is from the annotation of a GenBank genome assembly.